AUUUCCGUUAGUUUGCGAGAUUUGGAGGCAUCGCGUGGGGAGAGGGCCGCGUCUGUGGAGGAGCUUGGCUCCGCACUUGCUGGGCUGGCGAACCUGAAAUUGGGCUUGGAACCCGGGCGCCAGAUCUUGCACCCUGAACUGCACCUCUGUCAAGAGCCCAGAGGAGAAAGAAUGGCUGUUUCAGUAGCAAUGUCCAAGCUCUGCAUUCUCCAGACUCUGUGCUUUCCUAAGAUAGGAACCCAGAAGAGGACUGAUCAUUUCUUACAGCUCUAAAAACCAUGGCUCGGAAAUUAGUGAUGUUCAGGGAUGUUGCCAUUGACUUCUCUCAGGAAGAGUGGGAAUGCCUGGACUCUGCUCAGAGAGAUUUGUAUAGAGAUGUGAUGUUGGAGAACUAUAGCAACUUGGUAUCACUAGCACUCUGAAGAUAUUAUUCCACUGUCCUCUGGCUUCUAUUGUUGCUCUUGAGAAGUCUGCCAUCUGUUUCAUUGUUAUUCCUUUUACUUGCCUUCAAGGUAUGCAAGUAAGGACUUAUCUCCAGAAAAGAACACUUAUGAAACACAAUUAUCCCAAUGGGAAAUGAGUGACAGACUUGAAAACUGUGAUCUUGAAGAGUCCAAUUCCAGGGAUUAUUUGGAAGCCAAAGGCAAGAGGGAGAAGCAACAAGAAAAUCAGAAGGAAUAUUUCAGGCAAGGGAUGAUCAUAUAUGACAAAAUGUCCAUUUUCAACCAGCAUACUUACUUAUCUCAACAUUCAAGAUGUCAUUCUACUGAGAAACCCUAUAAAUGUAAGGAAUGUGGGAAAGCCUUCAGACGAGCCUCACACCUAACACAACAUCAAAGUAUUCAUACUGGUGAAAAACCUUAUGAAUGUAAGCAAUGCGGGAAGGCCUUUAGUCGUGAUUCACAACUCAGUCUUCAUCAGAGACUUCAUACUGGUGAGAAACCCUAUGCAUGUAAGGAAUGUGGGAAGGCCUUUACUCAAAGCUCACAACUUAUUUUACAUCAUAGAAUUCAUACUGGUGAAAAACCAUAUAAAUGUGAAGAAUGUGGGAAAGCCUUUAUUCGUAGCUCACAACUUACCCGACAUCAAAAAGUUCAUACUGGUGAGAAACCUUAUGAAUGUAAAGAAUGUGGGAAGGCCUUUACUCAGAAUUCACAACUUACACUACACCAGAGACUUCAUACUGGUGAGAAGCUCUAUGAAUGUAAAGAAUGUAGGAAGGUCUUUACUCAGCUCUCACAACUUAUUCUGCAUAAGAGAAUUCAUACUGGUGAGAAACCCUAUGAAUGUAAGGAAUGUGGAAAAGCUUUUAUUUGUGGCUCACAGCUUUCUCAACAUCAGAAAAUUCAUAAUGGGGAAAAACCAUAUGAAUGUAAGGAAUGUGGAAAGGCCUUUAUUCGGGGCUCACUACUGAUGCAACAUCAGAGGAUUCAUACUGGUGAAAAACCCUAUAAAUGCGAAGAAUGUGGGAAGGCCUUUAUCCGUGGCUCACAACUUACUCAACACCAGAGAAUUCACACCAAUGAAAAGCCCUAUGAAUGUAAGGAAUGUGGAAAGAUGUUUAGUCAUGGCUCGCAACUUACUCAACAUCAGAGAAUACAUACUGGUGAGAAACCCUAUCAAUGUAAGGAAUGUGGAAAGGCGUUUAAUCGUGGCUCACUCCUUACACGACACCAGAGGAUUCAUACUGGUGAGAAACCCUAUGAAUGUAAAGAAUGUGGAAAAACCUUUAGUCGUGGCUCAGAACUUACUCAACAUGAGCGAAUUCACACGGGUGAGAAACCCUAUGAAUGUAAGGAAUGUGGGAAAUCUUUUAUUCGUGGCUCACAGCUUACUCAACAUCAGAGAAUCCAUACUGGUGAGAAACCUUAUGAAUGUAAAGAAUGUAGAAUGGCCUUUACUCAGAGUUCACAUCUUUCCCAACAUCAAAGACUUCACACUGGUGAGAAACCCUAUGUGUGUAAUGAAUGUGGAAAGGCCUUUGCGCGUGGCUUACUACUUAUACAACAUCAGAGAAUUCAUACUGGUGAGAAACCAUAUCAAUGUAAGGAAUGUGGGAAAGCCUUUAUUCGUGGUUCACAGUUGACUCAACAUCAGCGAAUUCACACUGGAGAAAAACCCUAUGAAUGCAAGGAGUGUGGUAAGGCCUUUAGUCAUGGCUCUCAGCUUACUCUACAUCAGAGAAUCCAUACUGGUGAGAAGCCCUAUGAAUGCAGAGAAUGUAGAAAGGCCUUUACUCAGAGCUCACAUCUUUCUCGGCAUCAGAGAAUUCAUACUGGUGAGAAACCAUAUCGAUGUAAGGAAUGUGGAAAGGCCUUUACUCGUGGUUCACAGCUAACUCAACAUCAGAGAAUUCAUAUCAGUGAGAAAUCUUUUGAAUAUAAGGAAUGUGGGAUUGACUUUAGUCAUGGCUCGCAAGUUUACAUGUGAAUUGUCUGAUUCUUUGAGAUCACUAUGAAGAGGUUCUCUGGUUGUUAUCAGCAAAGAAUUCUCACAAAUGUGAAUAUGGGCACACAUUUGCCUCAAAUCACAGCAUCAGAUAAUUUAUGUGAGAGAAAGAAAAUGUUAGUGUCAUUCAUAUAGAAAAACCUAUCAUUACUGGAAACCUAUUAAACAUUAGCAAAUCGGAGAAUAGUUUUAAUAUAGUAAAUGUAGGAAGCCCUUUAGCCAUAUUGAAAACAAAUAUCUUUUUCAACAUUAUCUUAGCUCUACUAGUUGAUCUUUUUGUUAUAUGUAUCAUGAUACUUAACCUCUACCUUGGUUUAAUCAUUUUAAGGUAGACCUAAGUAUAUUACCUUUAUUAUAAGAUUCUUGGAAGUAUUAUGUAAGUUAUUACAUGUAAAAGCUCUUAGAAUGGUGCCUUGAACAUAGUAUACUACAAAUAUUAGCUACCAUUUUCACUAGUAUUAUUUUAGAGAAUUUGCAUGAGAGGAGAGUACUUAUGAGUGUAAUGAAAAUAGGAGAGUACUUAUGAGUGUAAUGAAUAUCAACACAUCCUAGAUGACUUGGUUGGGGGGCACUGUAUGCCAUAAUGAAUGUGAGAAAGCUGUCAUUUAAAUCUCAUCCAUUAUUGCUAUAAGAGGAAAUUCAUACUGUUAAAAAAAAAAACCCAGUGGAUUUAAUCAGUGUAUUAUUGCGCACAGCUGUUAGAGAAGUGGGGCAAGGUGUGAAGUGAUUUUUAACAAAGUCUAAGAUCCAAAGUCUAAUAAAUCUAGGAAUUUUUUUAAAACCUGAAUGUAUUGCUUUUGAAGUAAACAAAAUAAGAACUGAUAUUACAGACUAUUUUGCAAUGAAAAAUGAUGAGAGUUUGUGAUACAGACUGCUUUUUUCCUACCCUAUAUCUAUUUUCUCUUUUUUAGUAACAAAUUUCUGGGCAGAAAAACUAUCCCAGCCUUCCUUGCAGGUCAACAAGCUAGAAGUGGUAUUUAUAUGAGUAGGAGAUUUAUGAAAUCCAUUUUUCCUGUCUUUUUUUCCCUGCCUACAAUGUGGACAUCUAAGCUGGAGCUCCGAUACUCUCAUGGGGACUUUGAGAAUGGUAUCUGGGUGUUAUGGAUCAUGGAGCAGAAAUACAGAAGGAGUCUGCAACCCUGAUGACUUUGUGGAAUAGCCAUACUAGCUCUGGUCUGCUUGCCUCCUGUAUUUCUUUAAAUAAAAUUAAACAUCUUA
This is a messenger RNA of Nomascus leucogenys (northern white-cheeked gibbon), 3666 nucleotides long. RefSeq names its product zinc finger protein 420 (gene ZNF420). Gene Ontology annotation, molecular function: DNA-binding transcription repressor activity, RNA polymerase II-specific. The transcript is spliced from 6 exons. Lineage: Eukaryota; Metazoa; Chordata; Mammalia; Primates; Hylobatidae. Gene Ontology annotation, biological process: negative regulation of transcription by RNA polymerase II. Gene Ontology annotation, cellular component: nucleus. The coding region runs from base 577 to 2430 and encodes 617 amino acids. The record is from RefSeq and is a predicted model, not a curated record.